Molecule: messenger RNA, 1294 nt
Organism: Melospiza georgiana
Lineage: Eukaryota; Metazoa; Chordata; Aves; Passeriformes; Passerellidae
Product: putative methyltransferase DDB_G0268948
Exons: 7
Coding region: 109-924 (271 amino acids)
Molecular function (GO): S-adenosylmethionine-dependent methyltransferase activity
Source: RefSeq, a predicted model, not a curated record
GCCAUCCCUCGCCUUCCCCCGCCUUCCCUGCUCCCGGCCCCGCCGCUCCGGGCUGGCAGGCGCUGGGAGCGGCUGCUGCGGGGGCUGCCCGGUGCCAGCUCACCAAGCAUGGCCACCCAGAUGUUCGAGGGCCGAGGGCAUGCGGCCGUGUACCAGAAAUACAGGUUUGCACCGGGCAAAGAGCUGAAGCACACCAUCCUCUCCUACCUGCGGGAAAAGAAGGCCAUCCCUGCGGAGCUGGCGGUGGAUGUUGGCUGCGGCUCUGGACAAGGCACCCACUUCCUCGGGGAGCACUUCAAGAAGGUGGUGGGCACGGACAUCAGUGAAGCACAGAUCCAGGAGGCCAAGGCCACCCCGUGCAUGCCCAACAUCUCCUACCUCGUGUGCCCGGCGGAGGAGCUGCCGUUCCAGGACGGCUCCGUGGACGUGCUGACCUCGUUCACGGCCGCGCACUGGUUCCAGCUGGAGCGCUUUGCGCGCGAGGCUCAGCGCGUGCUGCGGCCCGGCGGCUGCGUGGCCAUCAGCACCUACACCCUGGACAUGAGCCUGCGCCACGGGCAGUGCUCCCAGCAGCUCACCAGAGUCUUCAGGGAGUGCUGGGACGAGAUUUUAAAAUACUCAAAUGAUAAGGUAAAAUUUGUCUUGGAUGACUACAAAGCGAUCUUUGAGUCCUUGCCAUUCCCAGACAAGAAGAGAAUCACUGAUAUCUACGACCCAAUUCCCAUGACUGUUGAGGGUGUGGUUGGUUACAUGGAGUCCACCUCUUCAUAUCAAACCUUUAAGAAGAAUGACCCUGCAGCUGCAACAUCCCUUCUCCAGGAGACUGAAAAGAGGAUGCUGGAGACAAUGGGAGUUUCCUCUCGUGAGACCCCGGUGGAUUUCUUGGUGAGGCACGUCUGUGUGCUGGGCUGCAAGGGCUGCUGAGAGAGCAAACCCUUCUGAUCUGCUGCCACCAUGGAAGGGGAAGGUGGAUUGUCUCCUAAAACCCUGCUUGUAACUGCUCUUGCUCCUUGGGAGGACCCCUGCUGAUUUUGCUGAUUGAAAUGUUGGUCUCCUGUGGAAAGCAGAUGGGGUUUGUGCCCCUCAGCUUCCUGUCCACCUUGGUCCUGCUGUCUGCCCCGUGCUGCUCCCUCAGCACUGCAAGUGUCCCGUUGUGGAUUGAUGGUUUAGUAACACGUGGGGAAGAGAAUCACAGGAACAGCUGAGAAACUCACUGUUCAAUGUCUUACUCACUUGAAACUCACUGCAUUUCUUACACAAUUAAUAAUAAUAAUUAAAAAGCCAGCUGAGAAAA